AUACUUAUUAUUGUUGUUGUAUAUUCAUUAUUAUAUCAAAUUUUUGCUUACUAUGAUUACCUUUUCUUUUUCCACAUUCCAUAACCACCUUGAUAUUCUUUCGUAGUGGUUUUAUUUUUGGAUGUUGUAAGAUUCCCAUGACUCGCAAGGCUCAGUGGUGGGGUGGGGAGUGAGGGAGAAGUGUGGUGGGAAGUUUGUUGAUGUUUUUCUUCCGCUCUCUCCUCAGCCAUGGCCCCCACCACCAUGGCCCCCCCCACCACCACCACCAUGGCCCCCACCACCACCACCACUACCACUACACCAACCACCACCACCACUACCACUACAACACCCACCACCACUACCACUACAACACCCACCACCACUACAACACCCACCACCACCACCACUACCACAACUCCCACCACCACUACCACUACCACAACUCCCACCACCACCACCACCACCACCACUACUACUACUACUACUACUACUACUACCACCACCACCACCACCACGCCCGCCCGGUUCUUCAUCCGUGGAGCAUUAGACGAUUCAAGCGAUAGUGACGACAUCAACAACUCCAACAAAAAUAAUAAGCGGAAAAACAGCAAGAGCAAGAAGCGUAACUCCAACAAAAACGACAAACGUAACGCCAACAAGGAUGACGACGACGACGAAAACACCAACCGUACUCUGAACCGCGGCAAGGAAUGGAGCUACCAUGGCGUCACUGGACCGACAUACUGGCCAAGGGAAUUCAAGAACUGUGACAAUUACCAGCAGUCGCCCAUCAACUUGGAGAUGAACCUGGCUGUCAAGAAGCCCAUCGCUCCCCUCGUGUUCCGCAACUACGACGCCACCCCCGACUUCAUGAAGAUCGUCAAUGAUGGACGCUUAGUGGCCCUGGACCUGAAGAUGGCGGAGAUGCCUUUCAUCGAGGGCGGCGGCCUAAAGGGUGAAUACGAGUUCUUCAGGAUGGACUUCCACUGGGGCAGGACGGCGUACCUUGGCUCCGAGCACUUCAUCGACUCCGCCAGCUACCCCUUCGAGCUCCAGCUGUUGCAUUACAAGAAGAAAUACGGCACCGUGCAGGAGGCCAGGAAGCACCCUGACGGCCUGGCGGUGCUCGGCGUCUUCGUGACCUUCGGCGAGGAGGAGAACGCGGUCCUGAAGGGCGUCUCUGCGUCCCUGAAGGAUAUCCCGACGCCGAUAUCGGCCGCCCGCAUCAGUGCCGUGCCGCUGAGUGCGUUCCUGCCGCAGAACACCACCACCUUCUUCCGCUACGACGGCUCCCUCACUUCGCCACCCUGCUCCGCCGCCAUCUGGAGCGUCUUCCCCAACUCCCUCUCCACCACGCAAGAGUCGAUGCUCGCCUUCAACUCCGUGACGGACGAGGCCGGCUUCCCCCUGUCUGGCAACUAUCGGCCCGUGCAGCUCAACAGUGGCUGGACUUACCUAGCGCAGCCUGAUGGUGAGAUCUAAAGUUAAAAAAGGCGCCGAUGUUGUUUAGAAGUUCCGUCCCCAGCAUCGCCACCGCCAAGAAGACUGAGUUCAGGUCUUGGCGCCACCGACACCAGCAUCACACCAGCAACAAAGCUCUUCUCGUAUUAAUGACUUUUUUUUAAUCUUUUCACGCUGCAUAUUCGGUUGGCUAAAGAAAAUAUAUACAAGAAAACGGAAUGAAAGUCAGCCGCAGCACUUUCAAGAUAUUAUAUAUAUUAUAUUAUAUUAAUUUAUAUUUUCACUUAUGAAUAUAAUCACUGUUUGUGGACAUCUUUUAUUAUGUUUAACUUAUUUUUAUAUUUUUGUUUACGUUGCUCACUCGUUUUCACGCCAUACUGCACGAUAUCUUCUAGGAUGUAUAUUAUUUUAUUUUAUUCACUUUUUUUAUAAGUUUUAUUAUAUUUUAAUUAGUUUAUUUUUUUGUAACUAUCUUUGCAUUCUACAAAUAAAAAAAUGAACACACAUA
This is a messenger RNA of Eriocheir sinensis (Chinese mitten crab), 1951 nucleotides long. Its product is annotated as putative carbonic anhydrase 3. Gene Ontology annotation, cellular component: plasma membrane. NCBI's taxonomy places the organism in Eukaryota, Metazoa, Arthropoda, Malacostraca, Decapoda, Varunidae. Bases 229 to 1464 code for a protein of 411 amino acids. The transcript has 7 exons. Gene Ontology annotation, molecular function: zinc ion binding; carbonate dehydratase activity. The record is from RefSeq and is a predicted model, not a curated record.